This is a messenger RNA of Myxocyprinus asiaticus (Chinese sucker), 582 nucleotides long. RefSeq names its product NADH dehydrogenase [ubiquinone] 1 beta subcomplex subunit 7-like. Gene Ontology annotation, cellular component: mitochondrion. The record is from RefSeq and is a predicted model, not a curated record. The transcript has 3 exons. The coding region runs from base 126 to 488 and encodes 120 amino acids. NCBI's taxonomy places the organism in Eukaryota, Metazoa, Chordata, Actinopteri, Cypriniformes, Catostomidae.
CCGGAAACAGAAGGAGCUGUCUGGAGGUGACCCAAUGGCGGAGUGCAGAAAUUCGUUUUCUGGCUAUUAACCGGAUUUCUUCUUUGUAGUGGUACAGUAGUCGGCAUUGAUUUUCCGUGUACACAAUGGGUGCUCAUCUUGCACGGAGUUAUAUCACGGAGCCGGACACGACACCAGACCCGAAGAAAACGUCUGAUUAUGACCCAAAACUGGGCUUCACGGAGCGACAUGAGAGAGUAAUGGUGGCCACGCAGGAGCAGAUGAAUAUGGCGAUGUUGCCGGUGGAGCAGCGAGAUUACUGCGCACAUCACCUGCUCAAACUGAUGAAGUGCAAGAGGGACAAUUUCCCCAAUUUCCUAGCCUGCAAACACGAGAGACAUGACUGGGACUACUGUCAGCAUCAGGAUUAUGUGAUGAGGAUGAAAGAGUAUGAGAGAGAGAGGAGACUCAACCUGAGGAAGAAGAGGAUUGAGACACAGGCAGCAUAAAGACCCCACUUUCCUCUUCGUUUCUCAGUCACUUCCUUCUGUUUUUGCAGUGUAUAUAAAUAGCUCUCUAAACAAUAAAGAGCGUCUCAUCUAA